Messenger RNA from Entamoeba invadens IP1, 915 nucleotides. RefSeq names its product protein CIAO1, putative. Bases 1 to 915 code for a protein of 304 amino acids. Gene Ontology annotation, molecular function: protein binding. Gene Ontology annotation, cellular component: cytosolic [4Fe-4S] assembly targeting complex. The record is from RefSeq and is a predicted model, not a curated record. NCBI's taxonomy places the organism in Eukaryota, Evosea, Mastigamoebida, Endamoebidae. The transcript has 4 exons. Gene Ontology annotation, biological process: iron-sulfur cluster assembly.
AUGGAAUUACUUCAACACAUUGAAGAGGAAAACCACAUUUGGAGCAUUGAAUACAGUCCAAAAUCAAACCGAAUAUAUACAAGUUCAACAACGCCUUAUGUACAAAUAUAUGAACUGAAGGAUUCAAAACUUACUCUUCAGAAACCUCUGUUAACACCACACACACGUACCAUCCGCAAACUCCGUUGCAACCAAAAUGGCACUCUCGCGUGUUGUAGCUUUGACGCGACGAUCAGUUUGUGGGAGGACGAGUCUUUGAAAACACUAGCCACAUUAGAGGGCCACGAGUCGGAAGUAAAAUGUGCUGAUUGGAAUAAGAGCGGGUCAUUACUUGCGACGUGUUCUCGUGACAAAUCCGUGUGGUUGUGGAAGAGUUACACUGGAAGUGAUUUUGAGUGUGCGAGUGUCUUAACUGGACACACCGGUGAUGUCAAAUGUGUAGCUUUUUACCACAACGGAACAACACUGUUUAGUGGUUCUUUUGAUGGGACAAUUCGUGUGUGGAAGUGCAGUGAAGAGACUGAGUGGGAAGAGUCUCAGAUAUACAACAAUGACUCUAUAACAAUAUGGGAUAUCAAGCCAUAUAAGACUUUCGUUGUCGCUGUUUGUGCUAAAGGUCGUAUCAUCUUAUUCGAUUAUGUCUCAGAAAAGCUCGAAUUGGUCGACAAAAUUGACAACGAGUCAUUCCGAGAUGUCUAUAGUGUCGACAUCAUCGAUGGGAAAGUUGCAGUUGGGUGUGGAGACAAUGGCGUUCGACUCUACAAAAUAAAUGAACAGACGAAGAAGCUUAUACUCAUUGCAGAACAACAACAAGCUCAUGACAAUGAUGUGAAUGCAGUUCGAUUCAUCGAUAGAAACAUUUUGAUGAGUGGUGGAGAUGAUAACCAAUUGCGUGUAUGGCGCUAUGCACACUAA